GCCCCGAAGACCAUGAGCGUGGUCAAGGUCGCUGGCGACGGCGACUGUCUGUUUCACUCCCUGGCGUUCUUCGAUGCCUCCGACGGCGGCGCGCUGCGCAUCGACGUCGCGGACUUCAUGGAGGCGCGUGCCGCGGAACAGAAUGGUUUUGAGGAUGCCUGGUUCCGCGAGGCCAGCAAAUUGAGGGCCAGCAAGUGGGGUGGUCACACUGCCAUCAUCGCGUAUAGCCUCAUGAAGAACACCAGGGUUAUCGUCCACACCCACCGUGCAGAAGCAAGGCAUGUGAUCGUGGAGGAGGUGAGCCACGGAUCCAUCUUUGGCUAUGCCGCUAUGCCCGUGCAGCACAUCCUCUACAACGGGACGGACCAUUAUGAUGCCUUCAUCGAGAUUGCCGAUUUCACAGGCAUGGUGCCGGCGUGGCCGCAGCCGCCGCCUCCAAUGUAUUUCUCAUCAGCUGGCGACGAAUUCCCACCUUUGUCUGCAGGUGCCCAAUCCUCGGGCGCAUCUGGGAAGAAUGGCUUCAAUGCCCCGCGGCCACCAAAGAAGGGCAAAAGCAGGGGCAAAGCGAACGGCAACAAAGGCAGCGCAGAAGCUGAGGCCAGCAUGUCCGCCACGCCUGUGGCCACGCAGCACGACCACGAGGACGAGGAGGACGAUGAGAACCAGCCGGGCUUCAUGGACGCGCUCCUAAAUAUUCCUGUGGCAGAAUCUUCGCUGCAUCCGCACAGGCAAGUUGAGGACCUCAUCAAGGACCUAGCCGAGAGACGACUGCGCGAGCAUCCAACUAUUCCGCCGGAUGAGCCCUUGACCUCAGCCGAUGCUGGUAGGCUGUGGCCCAAUGUCUUUUGCGCCUUCAAGGAUUGCCGGUGGGCAGAGCGACUUGGGACGGAGGAGCAGCUCAAACAACACCUGGAGGAGGAGCACGAAACGGAUCUGAAAACCAUUACCCGGCAUAUGCUGCGCGGCAUGGCCCCUGAUGCCAUGUACAGCGCCUACAACCAGGCCAUAGCUGAAAGAUGCCGCAGUCAAGCGCCCAUUGCAGGCGCCUCCCUGGACCGCACCGCGCUGUACAGCUUCGCAGAUGCCAGCAGAGGCAACAAGGUCGAGGCGCUGAUCUGCUGGUGCUGCGGUUGCAUUCAUCCGCGGGUGGAGGACGUCGAGGACAAGGGCCCCAUCAAGUGGCACCAGCCUUUGCAGCGCAGCGACUCCACCGGCGAGCUCCGGUUCCUGAACCAGCCAUUGCAGAGCGUGAAGGAGCUUCUUGGCCUGAAGCCCUACCUCACCAAGUACAACGCAGUGGAGCCCCAUCAGCAGGUCAAGCUCACGGACCACGAAAAUUUUGAGGACUGGCGCGUGACAUUGCCUGAACUGGACGAUGGCGUGCUCCUUUGCUGCCCGGAGGAUUGUUGGUGCAGUGAGCCGCAUGAGGACCCCAGGGGCCUAUGCGAACACUGCUGGCUCCCCAUCUGCACAGGCUGUUUCGACCACCUGUCAGAGGCAAAGCUCCCACCACUGAGCUAUGCGAACGACAUGUGGACUGGUUACGGUCUGGAAAUGAUUUACGAGCGGAAGGUCACCGCGAUCGAGCUCCUUUGUGCCUCGCCAUGUUUGACCAGCAUGGUCUUGUUAUCCAUGGAGAGCAAACAUCGUCAAGAGCCUCGCACUGCCGUCUUCGACGAGCAGGCGCACAUGGCCCGGCACCGCUUUGGGGCCAGAGGGAAUGCGAUUACCUUUCCGCUGCCGGUGGAAGCCUUGUUGCAACAGCUGACGGCGCACAUCGAAAGGCCGGAUGCAGACGAAGCGGUGCCACGCAGUGGGAAACAGCUCUGCGAGGUUUUCCGCGUCAUUCUCAAGACUAACAAAACUGGUAAGACAACCGAGGAAGAGGUGAAGCCCUUGAUUCACCAGGCGCGGGUGCGAAGACAGGUGGUGGUGGACUUGAUCAUGGAGAUGAAACGUCUGGGCCAUCCUUCCUUCAUCAACUUGGACAAUGCAAAGGUGCAGGAGAAAGCGGUCGAACUGCCCGAAGACGGAGUGCCGCCCGAGGUGCUGCGCAUCAUUGAGGAGGAGAUGGGCAAUGACGAUGCGCCUAUGGACAGCAAGCUCCAGCCCCAGAAGGCGGCCACACCAUGCGACGCCCCAGAGCUCGACAUCGCAGCAGCCGGCAAGACCUUUGCGGCCCAGCGACCCCGCACCGUCGUAGCUGAAGGACAAGACCAACGGGACGCGCAAGAAGCGGAGAAGCUGGCGUUGGAGAACUUGGUGGCCGACCUCAAGGACGACGGCGUCCGCGCAGGGCUCGAGACGUACGAGGUGCGGGCCGGGAACCAACUGAUGGAUAUGUUCCGGCCGGGCUACUGGGCAAUAGCCUACUGCUUCCUCUUCAAGCACGCCACGGCUGGGCCGGACGUGGUCCACACCAUCAAGACCGAGCAGGCGGAGAUGGAGCCGUCGAGGCGGAAGAAGGGCAACGAGCGCGCGCCAGAGGUCAGCAUUCAGGCUUGGGCAGCGAGCAUGCAGCGCCAAGCAGCGGCGCAGUUCCGCAGGGACUGGAACUUCAGCCCGACGUUGUGGAACUACCUGUUCCGCACCCGCAUCAACCUGGAGCCCAACGCCUACAUGUUCAUGAAGCUGGACGAGGAUGGCGGCGGCCGCCGUAUGAUGACCAUCCCGGAAAUUCAGGCGGCCACGCAGGAAGUCUACAGACAGUUGUACCUCGGCAUGUACCUGGACACCAGCAACGAGCUGAAGCCCGUCAACGGCGACUUGAACAAGGUGUCCUAUGUGCCUGGCCUGUCCGUCGGUGCCCACCACGUCCUCAACAACCUCCAGGCCCGAACCCGCAAAGUACCCGGCACCCACGCGGUACGAAGCACCAUGCGGCACCAGACGCACGCCAAUCGCAUCUGCUACGGAACGCCGCUGUUCAUCACUUUCUCCCCCUCUGAGAAGGAUUCGGCCCUUGCCAUUCGCAUGGGGCGGGUCCGGCAAAGCGACCCCGCCAUUGCCGGCGACGACAACAAGAGCAUGUAUUCCAGGGAGAAGCCAGAACUGGACGUGGAAUUCUGCCGCCUGUCGCCGGAGCGUUUGGCCGAGGUGUUUGCAUCUUUUGGUCUGCGAAACCUUUACACCCUGUCCUGCAAGGAGCUACCGGACUACGAAACCAGGCGGGCACUACUGGCGAGGGACCCGCUGGCAUGCGUCUACGCCUUCUAUGUGUUGGUCGGCUUAGCUUUCCGGCACAUCUUCGGCCUCAAGUUCUGCCCCAAGUGUCCGGACUGCGUCUGCUCGAACAAUCCCUGCAUGGAUGCAUUUGGCAGCAGCACUACCGCGAGGGGUGGCGUCUUUGGUCGGAUCGAUGCGGUUUAUGCCUCCCUGGAAUGUCAACGCUGUGGUGCAUAUCACCUACAUGGGCAAUUCUUCCUGGAAUGCUUUCACCAGUUCAGAUCCUUGAAGGACUUGGUAGAGAUGGGCCAAGAGCCGCUCCUGGAGCUCCUGCGGAAGUAUUCGGACUAUUCAGCGCAUGUGAGAAGGAUGAUCUAUGAGCACCCCGAAGAGUGGGAAGACAAGCGGGAAGAAAUCGAAGCGCAGUGGCCAGAGUACAAGCAGUCCACCCUGAUGCCGAGCAGGCCGCAGUACCAGCGCGAUCCACACAAAGCAGCUGCGGAUUGGCGACUGGCGUCUUUCUCCGAUGUGGAGGUCUUGCAGAUGCACAAGCAGCACCACGUGCACAUCGCCGACAGCAAGGGGAUCAGGCAGCCCCUGAACCACUGCAAGGAAAAGGACAUGCCGCACAAGGGCAAACGAAGCAUGGUGGGCUUGCCGUGGGGGCCUUGCAACGACCCCAACCUCAACGGCAACCACCCGGCCUUGCUGAGCGCGCUGCGGUGCAACGGCGACGUCCAGCUGCCCUACCGGUUCCCCAUCACCGAGGACACCCACAACCACAAGCUCUGCCGGGAGAAGUGCCACGAGCAAAUGACCCUCGAGCAGCUGGUCCGGGACGCGCAGAUCACCCAGGCAGCGCAGGCCGGCUAUGCGUGCGACUACCAGAACAAGCGCGCGCAGAUCGCCAACCAGGAGACCAAGGAGAUGAUGAAGGGCCAGCAGCACCUUUACGAGGACCUGAAGGACAACAAGGCGGGCUACUAUGGCGCCAGAACGGUGAAGCGCCUGAUCACCGAUUGCUACGGCAGAGGCAUCGUGCGCGGUGCGGUGGAGACCACCAACCUCAACAUCAUGUCCGAACACGCGGACCCCACCGCCGCGGAGACCGUCAAGACCGCGCAAGUCACUGAGAUCUCUUUGCAUCACCCGCUGAAGCUCCUGGACCACAUUGCCGCAGAGAAGCCGUGGCCAAAGGAGUCCUGCAAGGCCAUCGUGGACAAGCGCAAUCCCAUCCGGCGCAAACUCACCGAGUGCCCGCCCUGGACCGCAUACGGUGACCGCGGCAACCGACCGGAAGUCCAUGGUCUCUCUGCAUAUGACUUCGCCAGGCAUUUCCAGAUGAAGCAGGCCAAGUACCCCUUCAGCUUGAAGAAGCACAGCCAAUGCCCGGAGAAGUACCAUGCAGAGCUCACCGGCAAAGGCAUCGAGAAGCUCGAAGAGAAUGCUACUGCCGGUAAGAAGUUGUUGGCGGGCAUGGACUAUGUCAUCAAAGAAGCCGGGGGCGAAGAUUGGCUGCCGUUGGGCGAUGGCAAGCUGGUGCAGGCCUACCGCCACGAUUGGAUCAUCGCACGACGCCUUUGGCCUUACGUCCCGGUCAUCUUCGGCGCGCAGAGCGGCCGCACCAAGGCAGGGCAGGCAGCCCGGCUCCUCGUGCUUUUCUUUCCGUGGGUGAACAACAUCGAGGACGCCUCGCCCAACGUCCCCUUCAUCAACGAGCUGGUGGGCCCCAAAGCCGACUACACGGAGGUGCUCCUGAGGCAUGCAGAACGCGUGGGCUUCCCGACGGAGACGGCGAAGCACCAGGUGCUCAACUUCGUCUUCGCCUUUUGCCUACCGCGACAGCUGCGCCCAACAGACGGCCUCGAGGAGAACUCCGGUAAUGAGGACAUGGAGGACGAGCUCGUGGACUUCCACCUCGAGGGCGACGACCUGCUCGCGGCCACGCGCACCCACGUCCGCGGCAACGGCCUCAAGCCCACCGAAGAUGAGGACAGCAUUGACAGCCAGGCAGAAGAAGUACAGGAGGCAGCACCGGCCCCAACGACCAGGCUCUAUGACAUGACGAUGCACAUGUUCGGCCUCUCCAGCGCCAUCUGGCAAGGGCCCAGCAGCGGAACCAAUGAGGCUGCCUACCAGCGCCACGAGGAGAUGCUGCGCAGUGCUGGCGCCGCUGACAUCGACCGCGUGCUGGCCCUACAAGCGGCAAAGGCCUCGUGCAAUAGCGAAAAGAAGGCGAAGAAGAGCGCUGGUCUCGUUGCAAACGUGCUGGAGCCGGAGCUGGAGGCUCAAAGUGGAGCUGGGCCUGCUGGGCCCAGGGAGGAAUCCAUGCGCGAAGAAGGUUUGGAACCCUUGCGCUAUCUCCUGCACGGGCCGCCGGGCACAGGCAAAUCCCACGCGGUGAAGCUGCUGACGGAGCUCUUCGAGGUGGCCGGGUACAAGAAGGGCAUCGACUACGAGUUCGUGGCCUUCCAAGCGACCAACGCCGUGGACCUCGCAGGCAAGACCAUCCACGACGCCAUCGGCUUGAAUUGCAACCCCCGCAGCUUCGACAAAGCCGUCAGCCCCGAGAAAGCACAGCAGAUGGCCAACUGGCGCUGGGUCUUCAUCGACGAGAUCAGCUUGGCACCGGCCAAUCUCCUCGCCGUGCUGGACCAGCGGCUGCGGCAGGUCAAGCCGCGAACCGACCCCUGGAAGUUUGCAGCAUCAGCGGAGUCAGCGGACAGCGCUGGUGAGGCCCGGCCCUUCGGCGGCGUGAACGUCAUCUUCAUCGGCGACUUCAAGCAGCUACCGCCGCCGCAAGGCGGAUACCUGGCCAACGUGCCCCAUCACCUGCGCGUUGGGCCCAACGAUUCCAGCAAGCCGCCAGAUGCAUUGGUAGAUGCCGGGCAACGGCUGAUGUGGGAGGAUUGCCAAGGCGUGGUGGAGCUGACGGAGCGCGAGCGCUGCAAAGACCCCUGGUGGAACGAGGUCAACGACGAGACCCGCGCCUGCCGCCUCUCGGACAAGAACUACAACUACCUGCACGGCAUUCCCGUAGAAGGCUGUCAGCUAUCAGCAGAGGAGCGCGCCUCCCGCCGCCGGGUCAUCACCGGGCCUGAAGACCCGCGACUCCGCUUGCCCCGCUUCGAGGAAGCCCCCGUGAUCGUGGCCAACAAUGAUGCCAAGUACCAAAUCAACAAGGACCGGGCCAUGAAGUAUGCCAAAGACGCCAACGCAGAGCUGCUCUGGUCCCAGGCGACCGAUGUGGCUUCGAGCGACGCACUGAAAGCAGAUGUCUGCGACAGGGACAGGAAGAUCAAGUGGCUUACUUAUCACGACAAGGACACCGGAAACUUGCCCGGUAUGCUUCCCCUCGCCAUCGGCAUGCGCGUCGCCUUGACGGAGCACCUCGAUCGGCCCAAGCAGCUGCUCCGCGGCACGGUUGGCAUCGUUCACUCCUGGGAAUGGCUGCCCAACAACCUGCGGCCCUCCGUGGUGUACAUUAAGUUCGAGGGCGCAACCUGGCAGCUGGAGGGCACCAACGAGCCAGGUGAACCGGAGCAGUUGCCCUUGAUCCCGGCCUAUGCCAUGACCGCGCAUGCCAGCGAAGGGAAGACGUUGCCCGCAGUCCUUCUUGAUUUGCAGGUGGACAAGCGGGUGGACCCGACCAUCGGCACAGUAGCAACUACACGGGUGCGGAGCCGAGACGACGUCCUCAUUUUGCGACCCUUUCCGAAGUGGCUCUUUCAACGCGGGCUCACCAAGCAAGGCCCCGACUUGCUCCUGCAAAAGUUGCGGGGCGAAGCCAUCGACUGGGCGGCCGUGCGAGAAGCGACCCGGCCCUGUGCCACUUGCAGAGAAUGCCAACAGAUCUUGCCGAUGGACGCCUAUGCCUUCGAGCAAUGGGAGCUCAUCCGGGCCAACAAGGCGGGCAUGUGCAGACGCUGCAAGGAUGGCGUGGUGUCGAAGCGCCGGCGCAAGGUGGAGGGCGACGGCCUCGAGAAGCACGAGUGCCUCGGCUGCAACACCCUGAAGAUCGCCGAGGCCUUCCCCCGGGCACAGCUGGCUCAAGAGGAGCAGCCCGACUUCGCGCCGGAGAUGGUCACCAUGCCGACCGCGGGCAUCCUUUGUCUCGCUUGCCAAGAAGAAAUUCGGCAACAGAAGAACAGGCAGUGGACCGGCUCCUUUGCUUGUAGGGUUUGCCACAAAAUCUUUUUAACCACUGUAGCUGCAGGCAAGAAAGAGGGUCGAAAUUGUUUGAAUUGCGCCUCGCGAAACACGCAAGACCGCAAGAAAGGCGAGCAGACCUGCCGGGGCUGCAAGCGCAAGUUUACAGCACCACCCGCAGCCGACGGCAAGCGUCCACCCCGCAAUUGCCCCGACUGCCGCAGGUAUUGA
Messenger RNA from Cladocopium goreaui, 7545 nucleotides. NCBI's taxonomy places the organism in Eukaryota, Dinophyceae, Suessiales, Symbiodiniaceae. The record is from the annotation of a GenBank genome assembly.